UUCAAACCACCGGUCCGGCGAAUUCACACAAAUUCAAUUUGGCAAUUUGAUAUUCAAAAUAUCAAACCACAAACACCCAAAUUCCCCGCCACCAUGCCCGUCGACUCCCCUCUCAUCCCCACCAAUACGACGCCCGCCGCCGCCGCCGCCACCGCCACCACUACCACCACUGUCGCUCCGAUUUCUUUCACUUUAUCCCCAGCUGCAGCUACCACUGCCGCCGCAGCCAUUGCUCGUCCGCUAGCGAAUCAAGCGCCAUCGAGACCCAUUUCUUCAAUUCCUCAAACCCACCAUCUCCACUACCCUCCUCAAGCCCUCUACACGGCGCAGCACAUCCCCGUUCGAACUCCGAACACCCAAUUACCGAAGCUUCAGCAGGAUGCGUCUCAGGCAAUUCUUUACCCUGUCGCCUCCUCCGGUCGCGGGUUCGUUCCUCGCCCCAUUCGACCCCUUCCCGUCGAUCAGACCGUCACAGUGGCCAACCCUGGCGGCUACCCACAUCGCCCCGUCGUUUCUUUCCCGCAUCGGCCGAUUGGGUCGCCUCAUUUGGACUCCAUGAGCCAUCCAAUGCACAUGGCUCGACCUCCCAACUUGCAGCAGCAACUUAUUCCCUUUUCUGGGUCCUCCAUCUCGGGCUCGAUUAAGGUUGCCCCCAAUUCCUCUGAUCCAAAGGUCUUUCCUCCAUCAACAAUCGGCGAGGCAAAUGGGUGUAAAGAAAUGAGGGUCAGAGAUGAUGCUCUUUGUGUGGUUAGAGAUCGAAAAGUUGGAAUAACUGAUGGGGCUUCGCUUUAUGCGCUUUGUCGAUCAUGGCUGAGGAAUGGGUCUCAAGAGGAAAGCCAGCCUCAAUAUGGAAGUUUUUUGAGGUCUCUUCCAAGACCGUUGCCCAUCGCCGUGACUGGUGCUGUACCGUCGCAGAAGAAGGAAGUCGUCGAAGAAGAAGUUGAUGAGAAAGAUAAGGAUGAGGAAUCCAUUGAGGACUUAUCAACGCAAGAGUUAUUAAAACGACAUGUUCGACGUGCAAAGAAAGUUCGAUCACGAUUGAGAGAAGAACGGUUGCAACGCAUUGAAAGAUACAAAACCAGGCUCGCUCUUCUCCUUCCUCCUCCAGUCGAGCAGUUGAGGACCGAUAAUGUUACUGGAAGCUGAGUACACAUCCCGAAUUGCUCGUCCUCAAAAUCCACCGUGGACGUUUGUCCAAAUCAUUCUUCCCCAACUGCAGAUGAACUCGAGAAACAUUCAACGGAAGCGGGCGGAGUUUGUAAUUGUAUGAGGUUAAGAAAAUGAAGUUAUUUACAGAGGUUAGAAGAAAAUCACAUAUUUUCUCCUGUUCUUCUGCCUCUAUCUUCAUUGCUUUUUAUUUUAUUGGGACUUCUUGAAGUUCAACUUUCUGUUGUUAAAACUUUCGUUUAACAUCAUUACUAAGUUUUAUCUUGAGAUGU
Messenger RNA from Cucurbita maxima (winter squash), 1439 nucleotides. RefSeq lists its product as uncharacterized. Gene Ontology annotation, cellular component: transcription repressor complex. The coding region runs from base 94 to 1146 and encodes 350 amino acids. Lineage: Eukaryota; Viridiplantae; Streptophyta; Magnoliopsida; Cucurbitales; Cucurbitaceae. The transcript is spliced from 7 exons. The record is from RefSeq and is a predicted model, not a curated record.